AUGCCUACACUACAACAUUAUCUUGAGAGAAUAGAACAGCUGAGUGGUACUAUUGGUAGCUUGGAGUUCGACUCUCCAGGGAUUUUUACCAAUGCCAUGACUAAAAUAUCAGGAAUUACUGAGAUCUUGCAAGAUAGGGAUGCUAAGGCUAGAUCCUUAUAUAAGAUAAGUAAACCUAUUGGUAAUAAGACUUCAUAUGGUAGAGUAUCAGAGAUGAUUCUAGAAAGAGUGGAUGGAAAAUCUACCUUCGUGAUAGAUGAUCAAAAUGAUUAUUUAGAUCCUGAAACUAAUAAUUAUGGUAAAAGAGUUGCCGCCAAAGUACCUCAAUUAAUAGACUUAAGUCAACAACAAACAAAAUCGGAAUCAGAUUUCAGUAGCUCACCCACCAGAACAAGUAUAAAUCAUAAAUCAGGUGAAAUCCAAAAUCUUUAUGAUGAAUUAACUACCCUCAUGAAUCAAUUACCUAAUGAACAAGGAUCACAUCAAUUAGAUGAAGCAAGAGAAUUAAAACCUAAAUAUGAAUCCUUAAUUGAUGAAAUAACCGAAUUUGAAAAGGAGAUUGGGGACGAUUCGCAUGAUCAAGAUAUUAUUGAUGAAUUUAGUAACUUGGAUGCUGAUAUAAUGAGAGAAGAAGAAGAAAUUAAACAAAUAGAAGCUGAACUUAAGUCUUUUGCUUCGUAA
Messenger RNA from Yamadazyma jaroonii, 681 nucleotides. NCBI's taxonomy places the organism in Eukaryota, Fungi, Ascomycota, Pichiomycetes, Serinales, Debaryomycetaceae. The record is from the annotation of a GenBank genome assembly.